Acaulospora morrowiae is the source of this 717-nucleotide messenger RNA. The record is from the annotation of a GenBank genome assembly. NCBI's taxonomy places the organism in Eukaryota, Fungi, Glomeromycota, Glomeromycetes, Diversisporales, Acaulosporaceae.
AUGUCUUUCACUGAACGUCAAGAGUUGAUCCAAUCUUAUGAAAAUCAAAUUGAUGAAUACGAAAAAAAAUUUGAAGAACUGUUGACCGAGCUUUCUUGGGACUUUGAAACUCUCAAGAUUCGCAAGCAGGAAACCGAUGGGCUCAUGACAUGCCCCUUUAAUGCUGCCCACAAAGUUCCCGUUAAGUCUUACGAGCGACAUCAUAAAAGUUGUGAGUUAAAGCAAUACGGAAUAACUUCUGAACGUGGAAGGCGAAAGCAAGUGCCGAGUUCCGCUUUUUUCUAUCAAAAUUCUCCGGUCGUAUUGUCCUUGAAUAAAGAGGAAUUGCAAAAAACGGCGGCCGAUGGAUCCGCAAAUAGCAGCGUAGGUCAAGGGCUAACAGUUAGUCAGAGACUUGAAGAAUAUGAAAAGGAGAUGGCAGCUUUCAAUCGCAUUCGUAGCGAGCGUAAGCAACAGAGACGAGACGACUAUCAAAACUUUGAUGAAAUUUGGGAAGCCGUUCAGAAGAAAAAAGGAGAAAAUCAGGGAUAUAAAUCACGUGCCGAACUUCUGGCCGAACAACGUGAUUAUAAACGUCGAAGAAAGUCAUAUAGAGCAAAGAACAUAAAAAUCACACAACGCACUCCUACUCAGGUGCACCGAGAUCUUAUUGCCGCUUACAUGGAAGACUUUAAGUUGCUAAAAGAAUUUGAAAUGGAGUCCCAAUCAGGUUAUUAA